AUGCAAAUAGAAAGAGGGGUGACGCCGGCUCACGCUACUUCGUCGACCUCGGGUGAUAUUCAAACGACAAUACCGAAGAGAACCCAGCUCCCACCGAGCACCAAAACAACCAAGAAUGGGGCUGAAACUCCCAAUAUAAAUGGGCAUGCGAAUGGGGUUGCCCAAAAUCAAGCAAACUCGACUGGCGGUCAACCUCCUAAAGUUAUCCGGAUUUUGGCAAAAGGGAUGCAAGAAAAACCACCACACCUUAUGCAACCACCCCCGAACGUUAACCCGCAGUCUGGUCAACUUGAAGGGAAGGGCAUCACAACGGCGAUAAACAUCAAUGGGGCCAACCCAUCGGCGAAUUAA
Molecule: messenger RNA, 351 nt
Organism: Linum trigynum
Lineage: Eukaryota; Viridiplantae; Streptophyta; Magnoliopsida; Malpighiales; Linaceae
Source: the annotation of a GenBank genome assembly